Molecule: messenger RNA, 2134 nt
Organism: Lagenorhynchus albirostris (white-beaked dolphin)
Lineage: Eukaryota; Metazoa; Chordata; Mammalia; Artiodactyla; Delphinidae
Gene: IL18RAP
Product: interleukin 18 receptor accessory protein
Exons: 10
Coding region: 1-1755 (584 amino acids)
Biological process (GO): interleukin-18-mediated signaling pathway
Molecular function (GO): interleukin-18 receptor activity
Source: RefSeq, a predicted model, not a curated record
AUGCUUUACUUGAGCUGGGUAUUUCUUUGGCUUAUCGCAGGAGGGAAAAUUAAAGGAUUUAACACUUCAGAUUGCUCCACUGGAAAGCUUCUUAGGACAUACUCUGCAAGGUGUGGGGAGGAGUUUGUCUUAUUUUGUGAUUUUCCAGAGCCACAGAAAUCCCAUUUCUACCACAGAAGUCAACUCUCACCAACGCAAAGCUCUGAACACCUGCCCUGCAGUGGUAGUAAGAACCUAUCUGAUGUCCAAUGGUACCUACAACCUCCAAACAGAGAUCCACUAGUAGAAAUUACACAAAACUAUCCUCACGUGAUCCAGGACAAGAGCACCCUUCAUUUCUUGACCACAGAGAUGAAUCAUGCUGGGUCAUACAUCUGUAGACCUAGGAUUAGGAGCCCCAAGGAUGAGGCCUGUUGUGUCAAGAUGAUCUUAGAAGUUAAACCCAAGACAAAUAUGUCCUGUGGGAGCUCCAUACCACAUGAACAACUCCUUCUUCUUGGUAGCAUGGACUCCAUUUAUUGCCCCGGUCUCAGCCACCAAAGUGAUACACAAAGUCCAGAGGUGACCUGGUACCAGAAUGGAAAACUACUCUCUGAAAAAAGGAGCAACCCAAUUAAAGUGGAUGACGUUUACGACCAUCACCAGGGCACAUACGUGUGUGAUCACACUCAAUCAGAUAAUUCAAGUUCAUGGACAGUUAGAGCUGUUGUUCGAGUGAAAACCAUCGUGAAGAACACGAAUCUCAAACCAGAUAUUCUGGAUCCCAUCAAGGACACCCUGGAAGUGGAACUUGGAAAGCCUUUAGCUCUUAACUGCACGGCCCGAUUUGGCUUCGAAAUAAACUUUAAGCCUGUGAUACGAUGGUACGUCAAAGAUUCUGACCAGGAGUGGGAAGUCCCAACACCUGAGGGGAGAAGUGUUAAAUCCACCUUAAAGAAUGAAGUCAUCGAGCGUGUUGUCUUCCUGAAAGAAGUUACUCAGAGCGAUCUUCGCAGGAAGUUCAUUUGCUUUGCCCAGAACUCCAUUGGGAACACUACCCAGUCCAUCCAACUGAAAGAAAAGAAAGGAGUGGUGUUCCUCUACAUCCUCCUUGGCACCGUCAUGGCCCUGGCAGGUGUGCUGACCGCAGGUGCGCUCUUCUACAUGUACUGGAUUGAAAUAGUGCUGCUGUACCGAACCUACCAAAACAAGGAUGAGACCCUCGGGGAUAAAAAGGAGUUCGAUGCUUUCAUAUCCUAUGGGAAAUGGAGCUCUCUUGAGAGUGAGGCCACUUCGUCUCUGAGUGAGGAAACCUUGGUUCUGAGUCUAUUCCCUGAAGUUUUGGAAAACAAAUAUGGAUACACCUUGUGUUUGCUUGAAAGAGACGUGGCCCCAGGAGGAGCGUAUGCAGAAGACAUUGUGAGCAUUAUUAAGAAAAGUAGAAGAGGAAUAUUUAUCUUGAGUCCCAGCUACGUCAGCGGACCCAGUGUCUUUGAACUACAAGCAGCAGUGAACAUUGCCUUGGAGGAUCAAACACUGAAACUGAUUUUAAUUAAGUUCUCUUCCUUCCAAGAGCCGGAGUCUCUACCUCAUCUAGUGAAAAAAGCUCUCAGGGUUUUGCCCACUGUCACCUGGAGAGGCUUCAAAUCAGUUCCUCCCAAUUCCAGAUUCUGGACCCAAAUACGCUACCACAUGCCUGUGAAAAGCUCUAAAGGAUUCACGUGGAAUCAUCUCAGAAUUAGCCCAAGGAUUUUUUCUCUAGAAAAGACUCAGUAAAACAGAAACCGCUGGGAGGCGCUCCCAGCCUAAAGGACGGUGAAAUGGGCCCUGAGCUGCCUCCUCCUACACCCCUCCCGUCCUGUCCCUGGUGAGUAGAGAGAGACCCUGAUGGACAGAGCACACAGCGUGGAUCAGGCUGAUAUAGAAUGGGAAGCGUUCUGCCAGCCCUGAGCGAGUGUGGCGGGCACUGGAAUGACACGAAAACUAUUGUGGGAGCCUCAGAUUUCCUGGGCUAGACAGAGGGAGAGCGAAUUCAGCCCACACGGCCCCUAAGAUUUUCCUAGUGGUCUCAGCGGAAUCAGCAGAUACAGCCACUUGGCUUUGUGGCUAUGGACUUGUCAUGUCUUCUGUGUAUUGUUCACAUCACUUCAUAGAU